AUGAGGGCGGCUCUCUGGGCCUUGGGAGUCGGGCCCCUUCUCCUCACACUCUGGGGAGUCCCCAUCGGCGGGCCGGGCGCCCUGAGGCUGGCGAACAGACACAGCCCGUGCGACGGGGUGGUGCUGGUGUGGCACGGGGACCGGUGGGGACGCGUGUGCAACCGGGAGUGGACGCUGGCGGAGGCGUCCGUGGUCUGCAGGCAGCUGGGCUGCGGCCAUGCGGUGGGCGCCCCCAAGUACGUGCCGCUGCCCGGAGAGGAGGUGUCGGCCGUGCUGCACAACGUGUCCUGCAGGGGCAGCGAGUCCUCGCUCUGGGAGUGCCACCUCGGGGCGUGGACUCAGAGCCCGUGUCCCUACGAGUGGGCCGUGAUCGCACUGUGCUCCAACGGCACUUUCCGGGAGAUCCGGCUGGUGAAGGGCCGGAGCCCCUGCGCCGGCCUCCCCGAGAUCCGGAACGUGAACGGUGUGGACCGGCUCUGCGGGCUCCAGGAGCAGGAGGCCACAGUGUUCUGCCGGGAGCUGGGGUGUGGCCCUGUGCUCCAGGCCGCGCGCCAAGACUCCGGCGGCAGGAAGUACAUGACGUGCAAGGGCACCGAGCAGACCAUCCGAAACUGCAUACUCAACAACAGGCUCCGCAGCGGCUGUGACUUCCAGCUCGACAAGGAGGUGGUGUGCUCAGGACACACCGAGGCCCGGCUGGUGGGCGGCGAGCACCGCUGUGCGGGGCGUCUGGAGGUGCGGCGCGGGCUGACCUGGGGCACCGUCUGCGACGACAACGUGGACCGGGCCGCGGCCCAGGUGGCGUGUCGGGAGCUGCAGUGCGGCUCCGCGGUGUCCACGCCCCGGGGCGCACGCUUUGGCCGGGGCUCUGGGCCCGUGUGGACGGAGGCCUUCCGCUGCGUGGGCAACGAGUCCCUGCUCUUCCACUGCCCUCGCGGGCCCGGGCGCCAGUGCGGGCACGGCCAGGACGCGGGGCUCCGGUGCUCGGAGUUCCGGCUGGUCAACGGCAGCAACGGCUGCGAGGGGCGCGUGGAGCUGCAGGUCCAGGCGGCCUGGGCGCCCCUCUGUGCUACCCACUGGGACUUGGCCGACGCCGCCGUCCUCUGCCACCAGCUCAGCUGCGGCAGUGCGGUGGCCACACCUGGAGGAGGACAUUUUGGGCCCGGGGACGCGCCCCCCUGGCCCGACAGGUUCCACUGUGUGGGGACAGAGCCCUAUUUGUGGAAUUGCCCGGCGAGCACCCUGGGGGCCCCCGCCUGCGCCCCGGGAAAUUCGGCCGCCGUGGUCUGCUCAGGUCUCCUCCAUGCCCUGCGGCUGAGGGACGGCCAGAGCCGCUGCGACGGCCGCGUGGAGGUGUCCCUGGACGGCGUGUGGGGCCGUGUCCUGGAUGACGCGUGGGACCUGCCCGGCGCGGGCGUCGUGUGCCGGCAGCUGGGGUGCGGGGAGGCCGAGCGAGCCUACGACGCGCCUGCGCCCGGCCGCGGGGACAGCAGGGUGGGGCUGAGCCGCGUGCGCUGCCUGGGCACCGAGACCCGCCUGACCCAGUGCAACGUGUCCGUGUCCCCGCUGGUGUCUGCGGGGGCCUCGCGGGACGUGGGCGUCGUGUGCUCCGGGAGCCGCCGGGUGAGGCUGGCCGCGGGGCCGGGCCGCUGUGCGGGGCGCGUGGAGGUGCUGCACGGGGGCGCGUGGGGCACCGUGUGUGACGACGGCUGGGACCUGCGGGACGCGCACGUGGUCUGCCGGCAGCUGGGCUGUGGCCACGCCCUCAGCGCCCCGGGCGCCGCCCACUUCGGAGCCGGGGCGGGGCCCAUCUGGGCGGACGAGCUGGGCUGCGGGGGCCUGGAGGCCGCGCUGUGGCAGUGCCCGUCGCUGCAGAGCUGGGGCCGCCACGACUGCGGACACAAGGAGGACGCCGGCGUCUUCUGCUCAGACGCCGUGGCCCUGAGGCUGCGAGGCGGCCCCCGGCGCUGCGCUGGGUGGCUGGACGUGCUCUACAAUGGCUCGUGGGGCGCCGUGUGCAGUAACGGCCUGAAGGACACCACGCUGUCGGUCAUCUGCCAGCAGCUGGGCUGCGGAGAGCAGGGCUGGCUGGAGAGCAGGGCCGUCCACGCCGACCUGGGCGUCUCCUGGGUGGACAACGUCGAGUGCCGCAGGCUGCAGAGCUCGACGCUGUGGCAGUGCCCUUCCGCCCCGUGGGACCCGCGCUCCUGCGCCCGCGGAGAGGAGGCCUGGGUCGCCUGUUCAGGAUCGUCAGAGAACACGACACAGGGCCCUGGGGAGACCCUCAGCUGCCCGUCCGCGGACAGCUGCCCAGAGGAGGGCGCCGUGCGCGUGCGCGGGGGCGAGGACCGCUGCUCCGGCCGCGUGGAACUCUGGCUCGCCGGGUCCUGGGGCACCGUCUGCGACGACUCCUGGGACCUGGCGGACGCGGAGGUCGUGUGCCGCCAGCUGGGCUGCGGUGGGGCCAUCAGCGCCCCGGCAGGGGCCGCCUUCGGCCCCGGCUCAGGGCCGGUGUGGCUGGACGAGGUGGGGUGCCGGGGCAGCGAGGCGUCCCUGCGGGACUGCCCGGCUGAGCCCUGGGGACGCACGGACUGCGGGCACAAGGAAGACGCCGGCGUGCGCUGCUCCCGUGAGUGGCCGCAGGUGACGGCGGGGCUGUGGCCCUGCCUCCAGCAUCGGGCUCAGGGGUGCAGGCUCCAGGUCACAAUUCCCCUGCGGCAGCUCCGGCACCAGGGAGGACCCGCCUCUCACUGUCCCCCAGGCCCUCCCCCGGCCCCGCUGCCUGCCCUCGGGGCCUGGACCCUGCCCAUGACCUUCUGCCUCAUCCUGGGCGCCCUCCUGGGCAUCGCCUCCCUGCUGCUGGGUGUGCGGUGGGGCCGCAGAGGAGCCUGCAGGGGUUCUGGAAUGUUGGAGAACCUGCCCUCGGAAGGCGUGUAUGAGGACAUCGGAGCUGUCCCCACGGGGGAGAAGGCCGAUGUGCUCGGGGACCUGGCGCUGGAGGAGGACUAUGACGAUGCCUGGGAGCCGGAGCUUGGCUCCGAGGGGCAGGAGGACGCGGCGGAGGCGGCGGAGGCGGCGGGUGCGCCCCUGAGCGCGGCGCUGUCCUCCGCCCUCGCCCUGCUGUACUGCUCCUACGUCCGCGGCCCCGCCCUGGGCAGCGCCUACAUUUAA
Molecule: messenger RNA, 3171 nt
Organism: Pteronotus mesoamericanus
Lineage: Eukaryota; Metazoa; Chordata; Mammalia; Chiroptera; Mormoopidae
Gene: SCART1
Product: scavenger receptor family member expressed on T cells 1
Exons: 13
Coding region: 1-3171 (1056 amino acids)
Biological process (GO): zymogen activation
Cellular component (GO): plasma membrane
Molecular function (GO): serine-type endopeptidase activity
Source: RefSeq, a predicted model, not a curated record